AUGACCACAACGGCAAAUCUAGCCACAUCAAGUGAAUCUGAAGAGUCCGUCGAUGUCGCUCCCGUCGCGCGCUUGGCCUUCUUGGGUCCCCGUUUGCCCUUUCGCUUUGCCGCGCGUUUCUUGCGCAAGGCCAGCUUGAGCUUGGUGGCCUCGGCACAGCUAGAAUUCAAGGCCCACAGUCCACCCAACUCACGUCACGCGGCAUCAGACAAGCAGUCGCUUUGCUUGAUAACCUCGAGCAGCAACGCCAGGCUAAACGUGCACGCUAUCCCACGAACCUACGUCACCAAGCACUGGAACGUCGGCUCAGGACGCAAGUCUAAGGUGUCUGCACGCGAUCUGCUGCUGAUGCUCCUGGCGUCAAUGAAACACUGCGGCUCUUGGGACGUCGUUGUUGUCACAUUCAAACAACACAGUCCAACGUUCCAAAAGAGAACGGUAAGCUUGGCUAAAGCCCUGCACCACUUCCUCCUCCGUAAGUACGUGACUACCGACGGCGAAAAGUAUUCAAUGACGUUGCUCACAACCAGUGGUCACCAAUUCGCUUACUUGCCGUUCGUUCGCUACGCAACCGACGUGACGUUUCAACAAACAAAUGUGCCAUCGGGCAUCGAAGUGUCCUUCCUGCCCAACGGCUUUGCAAUCAAUUGUACCGCUCACUACAAGGACAGAGUCUCCGACAAGGCCAUCUUCGACUACAACCUUGAGUUUCACGUAUCUGACCUAUCCAAGGAAGCCACUGAGGACUGCAUUGCCGACCACGGGGAAGAAGCCACGAACCAGUGGGCCGUCAUAGCGGACAAGGGGUACCAAGGAAUCCAACGGGUCGUGCGUGCUUUGUUGCCGAAAAAGAAACCAGCUGGUGGUAUCCUCACGCUUGAGGACGUCCGCUCAAACGAUAGCAUUGCAAGCGAUCGUGUGAUCGUGGAGAACGUUUUCGGCCGGAUGAAGAAGUUGUGGGCUGUGUGCGGUGAGGCCUAUCGAUGGUCGCGUGACAAAUACGACGUGUUGUUCCAAACGUGCAUGGCGCUGAUAAACGUACAUAUCCGCUUGCAUCCGCUGCGUGCCGACGACGGGGUAGUGUAUUCUCAGUACAUCAAUCGCAUGUCCUCAAUCGGUUCAAAGAAGGACAAGGGCAAAAAGACGUCUUCUCGUACCUACAGGACCAAACGCAAGGCGAGACUGACUCUUAUGUUAGCUGCUGAGAGCUCUCUCGUUGCUAGAAGUGCUGUGGGUGCCAGUGAAUUUGAUUUGGAUUUGGGUUCGAACAGCGAUGCUGAAUAUGGUAGCAAUCUGCUGUUCUAA
This is a messenger RNA of Aphanomyces astaci, 1305 nucleotides long. RefSeq lists its product as hypothetical. The transcript has 5 exons. Lineage: Eukaryota; Oomycota; Saprolegniomycetes; Saprolegniales; Verrucalvaceae. The record is from RefSeq and is a predicted model, not a curated record. The coding region runs from base 1 to 1305 and encodes 434 amino acids.